UGGAACAAGAAAUGCCAGUGAAGUCAAACACUGGGGAAACCAUGGCCUGGGCUGAGUCUGUGGAUACAGUACUAGCCAGUAAAGAGGGCCUGGCAGCUUUUAGGACGUUUCUCAAGUCUGAGUUCAGUGAGGAGAAUGUGGAGUUCUGGCUGGCCUGCGAGGACUUCAAGAAAACCAAAUCCUCCACCAAGAUCGCCUCGAAGGCCCAGAAGAUUUAUUCUGACUUUAUACAAGCUGAUGCUCCAAAGGAGGUUAAUAUUGACUUCCACACCAAAAACGACAUCUCCCAGAACAUCUCCAAGCCCACCCUCAGCUGCUUCGAUGCUGCUCAGAGCUCAGUCUACUGCCUCAUGGCAAAGGACUCCUUCCCCAGGUUCCUGAGGUCAGAGCUGUACAAGGAGCUGCUGAAGAAGGAGCAGGACAGAAAUCAGAAGAGGUGGCUCCCGUUCCUGUGAGGAAAAACACCGAGGCUUCGUGAAUGGAGAACAUCUCCCACUGCCACUCUGUACAGAUAAUUACCUGUAAUUAAAGUGCUUGCAGAAGCCACUUCCAAGAAUCACCGGUGCCAGUUUGUUUCUGAGUACAAAUUACACAUGAUGCUUUCUAAUAACACUAGAGAAAUAUUCAAGAAGCAGGAUGGAAUAUGCUAGAACCCUUGAGUUGCCUUCCUAAUAAAAAAGUUUGCCAUUGUUACUUUUUCCCACCGUUUACUACAUUUUUCAAAGAGAUUUGAGAUUUUAAAGCAGAAUAUUUUGCUUUUCUUGUUUGCUGUUGAUUCCUCAUUGGAAGUAUGGCCCCCAAAAUAAAUCCCUUUCAGGAGAUUUGAAUA
Molecule: messenger RNA, 829 nt
Organism: Cyanistes caeruleus (blue tit)
Lineage: Eukaryota; Metazoa; Chordata; Aves; Passeriformes; Paridae
Gene: RGS21
Product: regulator of G protein signaling 21
Source: RefSeq, a predicted model, not a curated record